Messenger RNA from Trichogramma pretiosum, 2594 nucleotides. RefSeq lists its product as uncharacterized. Lineage: Eukaryota; Metazoa; Arthropoda; Insecta; Hymenoptera; Trichogrammatidae. The record is from RefSeq and is a predicted model, not a curated record. Bases 576 to 2123 code for a protein of 515 amino acids. The transcript has 3 exons.
UUAAUGUUGUUUGUAUACAUAUAUACCGAUCAUUAUUACGUCAAUAGAGCCCCAUAGCAGCAGUUCUCAUUAGUAUUUCUCUAGACUUAAGUACUAGCUGAUUUUCAGUUUACGUAGUGCGCGCCGCCUGACAACAAUAUCAACAAAAAAUGUUUCAGAUUGUUUAGAAUUAACAAGUGAAACGCACCUGCUCGUUGCAAUAGUGAUUGCAGAAAAAAAAAAGUAGUGAACGCGAGGAUCUUUGAGAAAAUAUAAUUUAUUAAUAGCGAAAAAGUUGAGGGUAAAUGAAUACUUCGCAACUCUUUUUCUCGCUGCAGAUACAUAAAAGUUUCAUCAGCCAAGAACAUUCGUAGCUCAUUUAACUUUUGUUAUUGAACCAGACUGAUCCGCAUAUAAAGCGUCCUCGUUAUUUUUGUAGAUAUUAAAAAAACCGCAACUUCUGAAAUUGUCAAGAUCUACAGUUGUGUUGCAGUUAUCAUUAGGUCACAGUGGCUAGAGUAUAUACAUAUCUAUAUACAAAAAAAACGCGCGCAAGAAAGAAAGAGAGAGACAGAGAGAUAGAGAAAGAUUAAACAAUGAACCACAUAACAUCACCGAAUCGUUCGAAAUCGACACUGGACAUGCUGCGCGCAGCGUCCUUCGAAAGGCGAAAUAACGAACUCAACGUGCAUCAUCAACUCCCACAGCAGACGACCUCUUUCACACUGCGUCGUCCAGCAUUGAAUCAAGAAUUUUCGAAGCAACGAAAACCGUUGAAUCCGGCAGCAGUCCGAUCUGACGACGUGAAUCGCAGGUCCUACGUCGAAGACGAGCAGCUCCGACGCAACUUUGAAAGCAAUUUUGGUAGCCUGAUGGAGUCCACAGCAGGCGGCGAGAACAAAUUGCAACAGCAAGCCCCUAAAGGUUUGUUUUUUAGUCCAAGAUCGAGCAGUUUCGUCCGAAGACUGGUAGCCUCGUUGGAAAAACAAAGGGACUUGAUAAGUCCAAAGUAUAACAAAAACAUCAACUGUAGGCCAUCUGCGACUGCCGACGUACGCGAUACGCGUCAAGUUCAUCCGUCUAAAUUGCCCGUGCCCGUCAACGGCCUAUCGUAUGUCAAUCCCAUCGAUAAGUUCGAUAAUUAUACGGCAACAUUUACCGGAUAUGCAACAACGCAACAACAGAGUGACAAUGAUGCUUACUCAACCUGUUCAGAUGAUUCAAGCUCUGAUUUUUGGGAUAAUACGGAAAAAAACAGUCAUUUAUCAGAUCAACAUCAGCAGCGUGUAGCAAAGAGCGUGAAAAAUGCCGGGACUGUCAAUCGUGCGAAUGACAAAACCCCGACGAAAGCGAAAAAAACAUUCAAGUCGAUGCUGUCGUCGUUAAAACGUUGGAAACCUGGCCAAGGCAAGACGUCGAACUGCAAAAAUUUACCCAAGGGUACGCGUGACUAUUAUGCUACUCGUGAGAGCCUUGGUGACGAGUUGCAUGCUUUCCGUCAGAACACCAUGUCGCGCCUUUACGAGCGUUCCGAUCGCAAGUUUAACAAUCAAAACGAGCAAUUGCCUUUUAUCAAGGAGCAGAAAGAGUUCAAUGAAUUAUUGCAACAGCAAAGGGCACCUAGACAAGAACAACAUCAAGGACUCUUUGAUAAUGUCGCGACUGCUACUGUUAAACCUAUUUACGGACAAAAGAGGAGAUCUAGAAACACAGACGAAGAAUAUGCCAGAAUUGAUGCCUUGGAACGAUUUGAUCAUCAUGAGGUUGCUCCCCCGACAUCCAAGCUCAACGUGCAGGAAAAAGCACCAUCCCCGGUAAAGUACGAGAGUGUGGAAACUCAAUGUCCAUCUCCCAGCGAACAUUUAGUUCGACCGUCGAAAAUUCGUGAUAUGGAAAAACGGCUGUCACGUGAGCUUGAUAUGAAUUUAGUACAAUUGAGGAAGGCAAAUCCGAUGUCUCACUCUGGAUCUCAAAAUGACUACGAUGUUCCAAGGUGCAUCAAAACCAACUCGGCUUCAUUCAAAACAUCGCCUGAUUGGCUGCAGCCGCUUUAUGCAAAUGUCAAUACUAUCGCAAUCGAAGCAACAGACGAUAGGCAACCUGAAAUGAUUGCAAGGCCUCUGUUGAAAUUCACUACAUUUUGAAAAUUUUUAAAUUAAAAUUUUAAAUUAGUAUAGCAAAAGAAUUUUUUGAAAUGAAUAUUUAUAUAAUAGACUUUUAACGUAAGAAAUUCUACGUUUUACGAAAAAAAUAAUUCAAUCUUUGUUGAUGAAAAAAAGGCAACUUAUCUUGCUUGCCAUUUGUUAAAUUAAUUAUUAUCUUAUGAUUUUCCAAUUUGUGGCGUGAGAAUUUGUUACCAGUAUUAUAUGAUAAAAUACUUUUUCAUGUAAAUUAAAAAUUUUUUUUCAUUUUCUUAGUUGAAACUUAUUCCAUUUGUAUUUUUGACAAAGUUCCAUCAUUGAUUGUAAUAAAUGUUGUAUUUUGUAUUAAGUGUUAUCUUUAUAAAAUAAUUUGUGUACUUAUUAAUAGCAAUGUAAAUGUCGAUUGGCUACAAGUUAUUUAAAAUUAACUGUAAAAUACCAGGGUUCACAAAUAAAACCAUUCAAUAUUUUAUA